UGGUGAACAAAAGUGAUUCACCGUUUUUGAACCUUUGUUAGUUCAUAUUCUUUAUAACAUAUCUGAAACUUGGAAUUCUACCACUCAUUAUUUUUACUUCAACUGGGUUCUUUUGAGCUUUAAAAAGGCGCAGAGCAAGUAAAUUUAGCCGCCGGACCCCCAGUUGAAUGGCCAGCAAGCCAAGGACACUUCUUCACUGAGAGUUCCUACUGGUACUGCUGCCUGUCCGUCCACUCGAUCCAUUGCAUAGACUUCAGUGGUUUGGAUGGUAUAAAGAAACGACGCUUUCUCCUGGAGCCUACUUUCACAUGAUUGUCAAAAAUUGCAACAUUUCAUGACAUCACUUUCUACUGUUAUUAUAUUAUGCCAAAAUGAAUUCAAAUAAUUAUUGGAAACAAUGGGAUCCACUGAAUGGACACUGUUUAUGUGUUGUCUUGGUGCCUGUAUCUGCAUCUCACAGUCAUCAACCUGCAGUCAUGCGCAGUGUGUUUACGACUACGUCACUGCAAGGGCUGACUGCUCCUCACUCAAUCUUGACUGCAUCCCUGUCAACUACCCAGAUGCCCUCAUCAUGGAUCUAAGCCACAAUAACAUAUCAGAGCUGUCACCAGACGAUUUCAAUGGCACAUUCUCCAGGCUGGCUGAAUUGUACCUCGACCACAACAACAUAUCUGAUCUGACGUCACUGCUGGAAUCCAAUGAGCUAGAGAGCCUGCAAAUAUUGUCAGUUAAGCACAAUGUAAUUUCUUACUUGGAUAGUUACAAUGCUUGUCGGCUGAGCUCUCUCACUGAGCUAUCAGUAGACUAUAACUCCAUUACAUACAUGUACAUAUCUACUCGUUCAAGCUUCAGGAAGGUACAGCGGUUCUCGGCCGAUUUUAAUUUAAUCAGAAAUGCAAACGUAUACUUGUAUAAACUGUCAAACAUUGUCAUAAGCCUGCAAUACAAUCGACUGACUGAAGUGAAUGGCCACUCUAGUUAUGGUAAAAAUGCUUCUCUUCUUUUAGAUCACAAUGAAAUACGACAUUUACAUUUUUCUACCGAUAAUAACCACAUGGAUACAAUUUCACUUAAUCACAACCAACUACUGUCGGUAGACCUGAACAUUGGAGCAACAGAUACAUUCAACAUAGGCAGUAACGGAUUAGCAAACUGGGAUGGAAUCUACAUAGGAGACUACUACGCGAUGAAGAGACUGGACAUGAGCAACAACUCAUUCGAUUCUUUGAUUCAGCCACCCUGGGCCGAAGCUCUAGAGCUCUUAAACGCCGACACCAACCUGCUGGCAAACCUGUCCUCGACAACCCUGUCAGGAUUUGUCGAUCUGACUGAACUGCAUGUAGCCAAUAAUCGUCUCUUGUUCAUCUCACCCACUGCACUGAGUCAACUCUCCAUGCUUCAGUCACUGUAUCUCGACGACAAUGACCUGACGUCUUUGUUUGGAGGAGUAUUUUCCAACCAGUCUUACUUAAUUGAGCUCUCUAUCACCACCAACCGACUCACCAUGUUACAUCCUGAUUACUUCUUGGGUCUGGUGUCGUUGGAGCGUCUGUACCUCGCAGGGAAUCAACUCACUAGCGUCAACGCACAGAUGUUUCAAAUGGUGCCGGAAAUUCUUACCUUGGACUUAUCCCAAAAUGAGCUUCAGCUUGUUGACCUGCAUGACUGUGCCCUUCAUCUUACAAACCUACAACAUCUCUCACUGGCUCACAAUAAGAUUCACGACACAAACACUAUCUUGGGUUUCUAUGACAACUUGCAAAUACUGGAUAUGAGUUAUAACUUGAUCCAAGUCGUGCCCGGUGAUUCUCUAUCUGGGAGGAAUAGAGCAGUAUCCCAACUCGAGCUAGAAGGCAAUCCCCUGCAGUGUGACUGUAGACUCACAGGUCUACGAGACUGGCUGCGUACCAAUCAACCGCACGUUGAGCCUCGAUGUGAAGGACCGAAUCAUAACUACGGGUCGGUGAUUUCAGACUUGGAGAUUUAUGAUCUCUCAUGUCAACCACCGAUGGCGAUGGUGGACAUCAAUCAGCUGACAGCCCUGGAUGGACAAUCUGUGACUCUCAAAUGUACCGCUACUGGCAUUCCUGCUCCGACCGUAACAUGGCUCUCACCAAACGACACAGAGAUAGCUCAUGACUGGCAGGGAAGAUUCACCAUUCUGCAAGGAAAAAUUCUGCAUAUCAUACCUGUUGAGAAACAUGACCAAGGGAGGUAUACAUGUCUUGUCCAAAACAUAUUGGGUGAAAAGAGUAGAGCUGUUGUCAACCUUACAGUGACUAAUAGCACUAAAUCCGACUCCCCACAGCCACAGCCACAACCAAACUCACUGGAUGAUUUUUGCGUUCUCCUCACAAUAAUUAACAUAAUAAUGGUUGCUGUUUACUUCGUGUCUCCGUCGGUAUCGCAAUAAACCCACCGCCGGGCAGCCAACUCCACAUCCGCAACUCAAACCUACCAUCUGAAAGUUAUAAAAAAUAAAAUCCGUGAGAAAGUUGGAAGUUUUCGAGAACGAAGUAAUUUUCCACGAAUUUGAUUUCG
Messenger RNA from Asterias rubens (European starfish), 2541 nucleotides. Its product is annotated as insulin-like growth factor-binding protein complex acid labile subunit. The record is from RefSeq and is a predicted model, not a curated record. NCBI's taxonomy places the organism in Eukaryota, Metazoa, Echinodermata, Asteroidea, Forcipulatida, Asteriidae. Bases 398 to 2413 code for a protein of 671 amino acids. The transcript has 2 exons. Gene Ontology annotation, molecular function: protein binding.